UUCUCUCAAUGGCUAAAGAGCACUCCAGAACUCCAUACGAUUAAGACGAAGCCUAUUGCGAGCCACCGUAUCGAUCUCCAUACCGAACAGAGCCUCCGCAAUUAGUUUGAGACUGAAUAUCGUCCGGUAUUAGAAGAAACUGGCAUAUGCCAUGGGGAUCGGAUACAUAAUAUGGACGAGAAAGGAGUACGAAUUUGUAUGCCUGCAGGAGAGGAAGUAGUGGUUCCAAUUGGAAUCAAGGAGAUAUAUAUAGGAAUACCAGAAAAUCGCAUAUCUCUUACGAUAAUUAAGUGCAUAUCUGCAGAUGGCAAGGCAAUUCCUCCGGUAGUAAUUGUCCCUGGAAUUAUGAUUAUGGUUUCUUGGUUCCACGAAAAUAUGACCGGUCAUGAGGUUAUUACAGUCUCUCCCACAGGAUAUACGAACGAGGGCAUUUAUAUGGUUUGGUUAGACCAUUUUAUUAAGCAUAAUAACUGCGGUCCUGAUAAGGAAUGGCAUAUUCUCUUGAUUAACGGAGCAACUUGCCAUUAA
Molecule: messenger RNA, 528 nt
Organism: Hyaloscypha bicolor E
Lineage: Eukaryota; Fungi; Ascomycota; Leotiomycetes; Helotiales; Hyaloscyphaceae
Exons: 1
Coding region: 172-528 (118 amino acids)
Molecular function (GO): nucleic acid binding
Source: RefSeq, a predicted model, not a curated record